AUCAGCCACAUUGAGAUGCAUUACCAAACACCUCGAGAGUGGUUUCUGAUAAAACUAACAAGAUCCGCGGAUACUUUCUUUGUUCCACUCAAAACUUCUGUCCGAACAAUCAAGAUGUCCGACUCCGACUCCACCUACACCAGCGAUAGUCCCAGCCGAAAGAGGAAGAGAACCAGCCGCACACGCAAUCCGAGAAAGAAGCCCCAUACGGGUGCGCGUGAGCUCGCAGAAGGCACCUCUCACACUUCUAAAGCUGCGGAAUUGGCACGUAAACACCUUGCGAAGCUGAAAAGCAACAUUCUCAAUGAACUCGACUACGAAGAUACCUAUGUCUAUACUCCACUUAAGGAAGGCACAGGGGAAGACAUCCGGGUCUUAGUUAUUGAGCCAGGCAAGAAAGAUGAUCCAAUAAAAUGCAGACUGGUCUCCAGUGCUCUACCAAACACCCCCAUGACGCCGCAGACGACUGCCUCCUAUCCAUAUACUGCGCUUUCAUACUUCUGGGGCGAAGGCAAGCCAAUACACCCAAUCACUAUCUCCACCUACAAAACUCCGACAAAACGUUUGAAGAACAUAUCGAAGCAAGAAAAAGUGCACUGCCUGUUCGCAAAACACCAGCACUGGUGCAAUACGGGUAUUAUACACGUCAGAUCAAAUCUUUUCGUGGCACUGCAGAGGUUUAGGGAUGAGCAUGAGAAAAGAACCAUGUGGAUAGACGCUUUGUGUAUUGAUCAAAAGGAUGGACACGAACGAACGGCCCAAGUUAAAAAGAUGCAUGAACUCUAUAUUCAAGCAAACAAGGUCUCUAUCUGGCUCGGAGACGGGAGCUCGCCGGACCAGCCAGAACCCAAGCCUUGCUUUCGGUUCCUGCGCAAGCUGCUCGACCUCAACGGACUGGACCAAUUACUGAGAAACCUCGCAAAGAACAAAUCAAAUCUCAUCGAACACGCCAACGACAUCGUUAGCCUUAUGCGCAAUAAAUGGUUUAGUCGCCGCUGGGUGGUCCAAGAACUCGCACUUGCGCGGCCCGAUCAAGCUGAGGUGGUGUAUGGGGUACGCAACACUUCACCUUAAUUUUCACAUCCCACUAACUCGUUGCAGAACCAAGAUAUAAAAUGGAGUGAUUUUAGUGACGCAGUCUCAAUUUUCAUUAAGAGCCAAGAUCGCAUUUCUCCCUACUUGUCGAAGAAGCUUGAGGAAGAAGCUGUCUCCAUUCUGGAGCUUUCACCAGCUGAAGGUGUCGCGAACUUGGGUGCGAAUGCGCUUGUAGAUUUCACUAACAACUUGUUUCGGCGAAGCGAGAAUGGUGAAAUCCAACAACGCAUGAUGACUUUGGAAAUGCUAGUGUCGAAUUUACUAGCGUUUGAAUCGACUGAUCCCCGAGAUACAAUUUAUGCUGUCUUAUCGCUCGCCAAAGAUACACAUCGUUUCGGACCUGAGAUGCACGUGAGAGACUUGGAUCCAAGGCUCUUACCAGAUUACAAAAACAAAUGCUUACUAGAUGUCUACACGGACUUCAUCGCUUAUUGCAUCGAAAAAUCAUCGUCGCUGGACAUUCUUCUCAGGCAUUGGGCACCAGAUGGAAAGAGGGAGAAGAAGAAAAGAUAUUUUACUCCCGAGAACAAAACGGAGGAGGAAGAAGAAGACCUCCCAACAUGGAUACCGCUUAUUCAUAAAUCAUCCUAUGGUACACCAUCGCGCCGGCCUGGUGGAAGAAGAAAUGGAGACAGUUUUGUCGGCACUGCUUUUCGUUCUAGUCAAAAGAAUUACAAUGCAGCUUGCGAUCUCAAACCAUGGAUAAAGUUUGGAGAAUUGACAGAAGAGGCGAGCAGAAAGAAGAAGUACAACGGCCGCCUCGCCGUGAAAGGCAUUCGGAUAGGAAAUAUUGCAAAGUUAGCACCACGGGCACCGCAGGGCAUGAUAUUCCCUGAUACAUUCGAAAUGGCAAAAUUUGAUCGCGACUGGUGGGAUGACAACAAAGAAUGGGCUCCUGGGAUGGCGCGUGUACCGGAAGGCUUCUGGAGAACGAUCGUAGCCGAUCGCUCAUCGUCAAGUGGCGGGAAUACGGAAAGCUGGUACCCAAGGGCUUGUUAUGAGUCUUUGAAGAACCUCUACCCGGAUGGCUCACUUAGACCCGAUAUUGUUUUGGGUCUGCGAAAGGCGCCAAAAUUCGUCAAGGUCUUUCUGAGUCGUGUUAAGGAUGUCAUGUGGGAUCGACGAUUUGCGCUUAUAAGUCUUCAUGGGAAAGAAACAUAUGCUUUGUUGCCAGCGGACACCAAGAAAAGAGACAUCAUAUGUGUUUUAUUUGGAAGUUCUGUACCAGUUGUGAUGAGACCGCAUGACGACUACUGGGAAAUGGUUGGCGAAUGUUUUUGUUAUGGCCAGAUGGAAGGAGAAGCAGUUUCGGGGAAGGAGUGGGUACACCCUUACGAGGAUGCUGAAUGCUUUGAGAUUCGGUAACACUUUGGGUAUUCGAGGUCCUCUUUUUUCGUUUAUUUGGAGUUGGGCUCGAGGGCAUUUUCGAGGCGAAGUAGGGAGCCAUUUCUUGAAGUUUGGUCAUCACCUGCUACAACUGUCACGGUCAACAGCUAUGAAUCACGAUGAAAAAUUUCUCCAUGUGGCUCCAAUAGAA
Messenger RNA from Hymenoscyphus albidus, 2632 nucleotides. The record is from the annotation of a GenBank genome assembly. Lineage: Eukaryota; Fungi; Ascomycota; Leotiomycetes; Helotiales; Helotiaceae.